AUGGCAACGUCCAAGCUACGCAAGGCCGCCCGUAUCAUUCUUAUCGGCGCUCCGGGCGUAGGGAAGGGCACCCAGACGGAGCGCCUGCUGCAGCGAUUCCCUCAGUUGGCAGCCAUUAGCUCUGGUGAUCUGUUGAGGGACAAUGUUAGGAACAAGACUCCCCUCGGCAUUCAAGCCGAAGCACUUAUGAAGCGCGGUGCUCUAGUACCUGACAGCAUGAUUCUUCGAUUGAUUCGCAAUGCUCUCACGACCCGAGGAUGGCUCAUCCCCGCCGAUGGGAUACAACCUAUCACCUUGAAUUCGAUGGCCGCGUCAGCCGAGUUGAGCGGUGGAGCCGACAACGAUGCCCUGGGUCGCGACGGCUACGUUACGAUACCGCCAGAGCUGGAUAUGGAGUAUCGAUAUAGUGAGCAUCCUGAUGCGUCCUUCAUCCUUGAUGGGUUUCCACGGAACGCCGUGCAGGCCACACAGCUGGAGAGCAUGGUACCUGUCAACAUGGCGAUCCACGUCCAUACCCCCGCCGAGAUCAUCGCCGAGCGAAUGAGCAACAGAUGGGUGCACCCAGCGAGUGGAAGAGUGUAUAAUACUACUUUCCACGCGCCGAAGGUGGAAGGCAAGGACGAUGUUACGGGUGAGCCCUUGAUCCAACGCGACGACGACAAGCCAGAAGUUUGGAGAUCGCGAUUGAAGACAUUCGAAGAGAGUAGCCGUGGCUUGUUGGAGCAUUACGAAAGCAGGGGUGUAUUGUGGAAGGUACAGGGCAAUAGCAGUGACGAGAUCACGCCAAAGCUGUUCGCAGAGUUUCAGAGGAGAUUUGGGUUGUGA
This is a messenger RNA of Zasmidium cellare ATCC 36951, 825 nucleotides long. RefSeq lists its product as uncharacterized. Gene Ontology annotation, molecular function: ATP binding; AMP kinase activity. The transcript has 2 exons. Bases 1 to 825 code for a protein of 274 amino acids. Gene Ontology annotation, cellular component: mitochondrion; cytoplasm. The record is from RefSeq and is a predicted model, not a curated record. Lineage: Eukaryota; Fungi; Ascomycota; Dothideomycetes; Mycosphaerellales; Mycosphaerellaceae. Gene Ontology annotation, biological process: nucleobase-containing compound metabolic process.